Molecule: messenger RNA, 8946 nt
Organism: Hippocampus zosterae (dwarf seahorse)
Lineage: Eukaryota; Metazoa; Chordata; Actinopteri; Syngnathiformes; Syngnathidae
Gene: crebbpb
Product: CREB binding protein b
Exons: 31
Coding region: 761-8062 (2433 amino acids)
Biological process (GO): positive regulation of transcription by RNA polymerase II
Cellular component (GO): nucleus; transcription regulator complex; histone acetyltransferase complex
Molecular function (GO): transcription coactivator activity; zinc ion binding; histone acetyltransferase activity
Source: RefSeq, a predicted model, not a curated record
AGAAAAAAAACUUUUUGUAUCGUAGGAAUCAACAGCCGCCAUCUUGACGCGGCUCAGAAUCGGGAUUUCUGGGAGAGAGUUAAUUGUCAAAAAACCGAGCGGAGCCACCCACAGCGGACCCCGAACGCCAUUUUGUCGCCCCAAAUCGAAGCGCGAGCUCUUCCGGGGAGGAUUAAUGCAAACAUGUGAGGGCUACUGGAGAUUUUGUCGUGCCGAAAGGCCACCGUAUAUUUGAUUUCCCUUUUAGCGAGCGCCGCUUCUCGCCGUCCGCAUCGAACCUCCGUAUUUUCCGGCGCGACACCCACUGAAAAAAUAAUCCGCUGAAAAGAAAAUAUUUCUCGAUUUUUGCUCUUUUUAUCGGAGCCCGAGGUGGAUUUUAAGGGUGCUCGUUUCGACGACGAAAAAAAUGACUCCACACGGACGCGUCGCCGGCGAUCGCCGCAAAAAUGGCUUCUCAUUCGCUUGGCGUAAUAUUUCCUGAUUGCUUUUUAUUUAUUCUUCUCAACGUCAGAUAAUUUCAGAUGCAGUUUUGGGGAAUAAUUAUGUGGGUGUUGGAUGUUGGAUUAUCAUGGGGUGAUCUCCGGCGGCGAAGCGUGGCGCUGUUGCCUUUCUUUUGAAACCUUCUCUCCCCGGGCAGCAUUUUGCCACACAAGGAAAAACCAAACCGUUCAAUUGUGAUUCCUUUUGACGCGCUGUCAUUGGAGAACGAUACCAAUUAGAAUAAAAGAAACCUAGGACCACCUCAGGCUGAGUACCCAGAAUGGCUGACAAUCUGCUGGAUGUCGGACCCCCCACUGCAAAGCGACCCAAACUCAAUUCACCUCUCUCGGCUUCGGACGGCCCAGACCUUGUGUCCCUGUUUGACCUGGAAAAUGACCUUCCGGAUGAGCUCAUCCCCAAUGGAGACCUGUCUCAGAUGGGAAUGUCCUCUAAUGGUGGCGCCGGAGGAGGCCCAGGUCUCAACUCCAUCGUCCCAGACGCCGCCGCCAAACACAAGCAGCUGUCCGAGCUCCUGCGGCCUGGUAGCUCCUCCAACUUGGGAAGUUCUCUCAACUCUGCCAGUCCCCAAAAGGCAGGCAUCGUGGGAGGCCAGCUCGGAGUCGUGCUCGGAAAAAGCCCAAUUGGCCAGGGCUCUCCAAACCAUCAGUCUCCCCAGGCCCAGAAAGUAGCCGUUGGUACGGGGCAAGGCAAUGGAGGCGUGAGCUUCAAUCAGGCCCUAAUGAACAGUGGGCAGGGACACGGGGUCUUGGGCCCAGUCGGACAGGUGAUGAAUGGUGCUCUGGGACCAGCAGGCCGAGGAAGACCUGGCAUGCAGUACCACAGCCAAGGUAUGCUUGGGGCAUCAGGAGGAAGCAUGUUGGCAGAGACGCUUACUCAAGGAGGGCCACAAUUGGGUGGACCCAACUCAUUGACUCCUCAGCAAGCUGGACACGUGAAUAAGAUGGGGAUGUCAGGAGCUCCGUUUGGCCAGCAGUACGGUCAAACAGGGGUCCAGCAGAUGGGGCCAACAGGUGUCAAUGUCCAACAACUUCAGAACAAGACAGCCCUUCCCAACAAUCUGCCUCAGUUCGCAUCGGAGCCAAAGGGAGCUGGAAAUGUUCCCAACAUGAUGCAGCAGCAGGUUGCGCCUGUGGGGAUGGUACCCAGCACCGGCAGCGUGUCAGCCGGUCCGACGGCCGAUCCUGAGAAGCGCAAACUCAUUCAGCAGCAGCUGGUCCUGCUGCUCCACGCGCACAAGUGCCAGCGACAGGAGCAGGCCAACGGGGAGGUGAGGGCCUGCACUCUCCCCCACUGUCGCACCAUGAAGAAUGUCCUCAACCACAUGACCCACUGCCAGGCGGGCAAGUCUUGCCAGGUGGCCCACUGUGCAUCAUCCAGACAGAUCAUCUCUCAUUGGAAGAACUGCAUGCGGCACGACUGUCCUGUCUGCCUGCCUCUGAAGAACGCAAGCGAUAAGAGAAACCAGCAACCCAUGCUAGGUUCCCCUGGGGCCAGCCUACAGAAUGCAAUUGGCACAGUUGGAGCCAGCCAGCCCAGUGCCCCGACCAUCAACAGUGCAACCACACACAUUGACCCCAGCUCCAUGCAGAGGGCCUAUGCCGCUCUGGGUCUCCCUUAUGGCAACCAGUCCCCUGCUCAGAACCAGGGUCCUGCUCAACAGAACACACAGGGGCACCAGCAGCUGCGAAAUAUGAACGCACUAGGCACUAAUCAGAUCAACCAGAUGGCAGUAGGGAUGGGGGUCCCCUCUUCCGACCAGACUGGGCUGCACAGUGACUCUUUGCCCUCCACACUCAACAAUCAGUUGUUGCCGGAUGGGUCCGUGGCAGGAGGAAUGGGAAACUUGCCCGCCGCCACCCCUCUGUCGGCUUCGGGGGUCCGGAAGACCUGGCAUGAACACGUCACUCAGGACCUGCGCACUCACCUGGUGCACAAACUAGUACAAGCCAUAUUCCCAACCCCAGACCCUGCAGCACUGAAGGAUCGCAGAAUGGACAACCUGGUCGCCUACGCGCGCAAGGUCGAAGGUGACAUGUACGAGUCGGCCAACAGCAGGGAUGAGUAUUACCACUUCUUGGCGGAGAAGAUCUAUAAGAUCCAGAAGGAGCUGGAGGAGAAGCGCCGUUUGCGGAUCCAGAGGCAACCUGGCAUGGUGGGCAACGCCGGACCCCAGCAGCCUUCGAUGACUCAGCCCAAUGCCGUGGUCCCGGGACAACCCGUCCGACCUCCCAAUGGACCUGUGCCUAUCCCAAAUCAGAUGAUGAACCGUAUGCAGGUGCCUCAAGGAAUCAAUCAGUACAACCCAAUGGCAAUGCAAAAUGCGCAGAUGUCACAGACACCCUUGGGGCCCCGAGCUCCCUCGCCCAUGAACCAUCCCCCGCAGCUCAACAUGAACACCGUCCCAGCAAUGGGCAUGUCCCCUUCGAGAAUACCGCAGACUCCUGGAAUGAUGGGGAAUCACGCAGGAAACAUGGUUACUCAGCCAACCAACCAGGGUCACUUCUUGCCGCAGGGACAGUUCCCUCCAGCCACCGGAGGAGCAAUGAAUGUAAACGUGGGCAUGGGUCAGCCAGUAACGCAACAGGGUGCACAGUUUUCCGAACAGUCGCAGAAUUCCAACCUCGCUCUAAAUGUGCACGGCACCAUCGGCUCUCAGUUGCCGUGUGGCCCUGCAGCCCAGCCAGGCAUGGGCAGCACGCCUCCACCCAACCCUUCCACCGGCCUCCAAAUGCAACAACUCCAUCAGCCCACGCAGGCCCCGGUGCUACAGCAGCCCUCCACUCCAGCCUCAACGGGUGGGCCAGCCUCCAACCACACCCUCAGACCCAGCAGCCACCCUGGUCCACCCUCUGUCGUUAGUACACCACCCGAACCUUCCCAGCCGCUCACACCCCUGCAGCCGCACCCCGAGCCCCCCGGCCAGAUGCAACAGCCCACCUCAGUGCCGGCGCAAUAUCCCAGCACACCGAUGUCGCAGGCCGCUGCCAGCAUCGACAACAGGGUGCCCACUCCGGCCUCUGUGGCCGAGGUCAACUCUCAACAGAACCUGCCAGACAUGACCACCACUGACCUCAAGUCGGAAGUAAAAGAUGAAGAUGAUGACAGUACUUCGGGGAACAAGUAUACUGGCAUAAAAGUAGAGAAUGAUGAAUCCAAACCCCCUCUGGUGAAGGAUGAGCCAGAUAAAGCUGAGCCAAAGCAGGAACCGAUGGACACUGAAGAAAAAAAGCCAGCGGUAAAGACGGAACCCAAAGAAGAGGCGGAAAGUGGGGGCAGUGCCGCCGCUGCUCAGAGCCGCAAAAAAAUUUUCAGACCUGAAGAGCUCAGACAAGCUCUAAUGCCUACACUUGAGGCCCUCUACAGGCAAGACCCGGAGUCGUUGCCCUUCAGACAACCUGUGGACCCCCUGCUGCUCGACAUCCCGGACUACUUCGACAUUGUGAAGAAUCCCAUUGACCUGUCCACCAUCAAGCGCAAACUGGACACGGGCCAGUACCAGGAGCCGUGGCAAUAUGUAGACGACGUGUGGCUCAUGUUCAACAAUGCGUGGCUGUAUAACCGCAAGACUUCACGCGUUUACAAGAACUGCACCAAGCUCGCCGAGGUGUUUGAAACAGAGAUCGAGCCCGUGAUGAAGACGCUGGGCUACUGUUGCAGCCGCAAGUACGAGUUCUCCCCCCAAACACUGUGCUGCUACGGCAAACAACUGUGCACUAUCUCAAGGGAUGGCAUCUAUUACAGCUAUCAGAACAGGUAUCACUUCUGUGAGAAGUGCUUCAACGAGAUCCAGGGCAACAAUGUGACACUGGGGGACGACCCGGCACAGUCGCAGACCAUGAUAUCCAAAGAGCAGUUUGAGAAGAAGAAAAAUGACAUGUUGGACUCUGAACCGUUUGUUCAAUGUAAAGAUUGCGGACGCAAGAUGCAUCAGAUCUGCGUGCUGCAUUACGAUAUCAUUUGGCCGUCAGGCUUUGUUUGCGAGAACUGUUUGAAGAGGUCUGGGAAAACAAAAAAGGAGAACAAGUUUUCAGCUAAAAGGUUGCAGUCAACGAGGUUGGGAACGUACAUUGAGGACAGAGUCAAUAAGUACUUGAAAAGACAGAACCACCCAGAAGCCGGCGAAGUGUUUGUGCGAGUCGUGGCCAGCUCUGACAAAACUGUAGAGAUUAAGCCUGGAAUGAAGUCUAGGUUUGUGGACUCGGGUGAAAUGGUCGAGAGCUUCCCUUACAGAACCAAAGCACUUUUUGCAUUUGAAGAAAUUGACGGUGUGGACGUUUGUUUCUUCGGCAUGCACGUCCAGGAGUAUGGCUCGGAUUGUCCUUUUCCAAAUACGAGGCGGGUUUACAUAUCAUACCUCGACAGUAUUCACUUCUUCAAACCACGCAUGCUCAGGACUGCAGUUUACCAUGAGAUCCUAAUUGGAUACCUGGAGUAUGUCAAGAAACUGGGGUAUGUGAUGGGUCACAUCUGGGCCUGCCCACCCAGCGAAGGAGAUGACUACAUUUUCCACUGCCACCCUCCCGACCAGAAGAUCCCCAAACCGAAGAGGCUGCAAGAGUGGUAUAAGAAGAUGCUGGAAAAGGCUUUUGCUGAGAGAAUCCUACACGAUUUCAAGGACAUUUUCAAGCAAGCCACAGAAGACAGGCUGACCAGUGCCAAUGAGCUGCCGUAUUUUGAGGGUGACUUUUGGCCAAAUGUGUUAGAGGAGAGCAUCAAAGAACUGGAGCAGGAGGAGGAGGAGAGGAAGAAAGAGGAGAACACGGCCUCCUGUGAGACGCCAGAGGGAGCCCACGCUGACAGCAAGAAUGCCAAAAAGAAGAACAACAAGAAGACCAACAAAAAUAAGAGCAGUGUCAGUCGAGCCAACAAGAAAAAGCCUGGGAUGCCGAAUGUAGCUAAUGAUCUGUCCCAAAAGCUCUAUGCCACAAUGGAGAAGCAUAAAGAGGUGUUUUUUGUCAUCCACCUUCAUUCUGGGCCAGUCAUCAAUACCCUGCCUCCCAUCAUGGACCCCGACCCUCUGUUGGCAUGCGACUUGAUGGAUGGCCGCGAUUCCUUCCUGACGCUGGCCCGAGACAAGCACUGGGAGUUCAGCUCAUUGCGGCGAUGCAAGUGGAGCACCAUGUGCAUGCUGGUGGAGCUGCACAACCAGGGCCAGGACCGCUUUGUGUACACGUGCAAUGAGUGCAAGCACCACGUGGAGACUCGCUGGCACUGCACAGUCUGUGAGGACUACGACCUAUGCAUUAACUGCUACAACACAAAGGGACACGAACACCAGAUGGUGAAGUGGGGCUUGGACUUGGACGACGACAGCAACAACCAGGGUGGAGAGUCCUCCAAGAGUCCGCAGGAGAGCCGUCGUCUCAGCAUCCAGCGCUGCAUUCAGUCCCUGGUCCACGCCUGCCAGUGCCGCAAUGCCAACUGCUCUCUGCCAUCAUGUCAAAAGAUGAAGCGGGUGGUUCAGCACACCAAGGGCUGCAAACGCAAGACCAAUGGCGGCUGCCCUGUGUGCAAGCAGCUCAUUGCGUUAUGCUGCUACCACGCCAAACACUGUCAGGAGAACAAGUGCCCCGUGCCCUUCUGUCCCAAUAUCAAGCACAAGCUCCGUCAGCAGCAGAUCCAGCACCGCCUACAGCAGGCUCAACUGAUGCGGCGCCGAAUGGCCACCAUGGCAGGAAGGGGCAUGCCCAUGCCGUCCCCACCUACCUCAUCAGCCCCUGACACGCCUAACUCUGUGCAGCAGCCUCAUACGCCGCAGACCCCGCAGCCCAUAUCCAAUCAGCCCCCGCUGCAGCAGCAGUUGCCACCCCCGAACUCCGCCAACAUGGUUCAAGGCUUCCCCAGCAACGGCCGCAGCAGCAGCCAGCCCCCAACACCCAUACCGCAGGGCAAACCGGGCCCCCAGUCAUCCCCGUUACAUCAGCAGCAGUCACCUCUGCCCAGUUUGCCGCUACAGCAGCAGCAACAGAUGCCGCUACAGCAGCAGCAACAGAUGCCGCUACAGCAGCAGCAGCAGCAGCAGCAGCAACAACAACAGCAACAACAACAACAACAGCAGCAGCUAACGGCAUUGAAGGGGGCCAGACAGAUUGAGAUGGCCGCAAAGGCAAAGCAACAACAACAACAACAACAGCAGCAGCAGCAAAGUUACACCAUGAAUGGGAUGCCCAUGAACCACACACGCAUGAUAGGCCCCAUGCAGGGCCAGAUGCAGAUGAUGCGGGGCCCCCAGGUGAUGCAGGCUAUGCAGCAGGGCCAGUGCGGUCCCGGAAUGCAGAGUCCAAUGCAGAAACCUCCCGGGCAGCCACCUCGGGGCCCUCCGCAGCAAGGCGUCAUGGUCCCCCAGCAGGCUCAGGGAGGCGCCAUGGUGCAGCAAGGUCAGCUCAUGCAGAGAGCCAUGAUGCCCCAGCCACAGGGGCUCCAAAUGCCCGGAACCAUGCCUCCCCAAGGGCCCUCGCAGCAGGGCAUGACACCCACGCCACCGCAGCAGAAUAUCCCACGUGCGAUGCCCGGUAACAUCACACCCAACGCCUUGCAGGAGCUACUCCGCACCCUCAAGUCUCCCAGCUCGCCCCAGCAGCAGCAGCAGGUUUUGAACAUCCUCAAGUCCAACCCGCAGCUCAUGGCCGCCUUCAUCAAGCAGAGGACAGCCAAGUACCAAGCCAACCAGCCGCUGCAACAACAGCAGCAGCAGCAGAGUCCUCAAACAAUGCCAGGGUCUGCCGCCGCGAUGCAGGCCAUGAUGCAGGCGCAGAGGCCCGGUAUCCCCCCACAGCAGCAUCCUCCGCAGCAGGUGGGUAUGGCCCCCAUGGGACCCCAAGGCCAGAUGAUGAAUGUGGCUCAAAAUGGCAACCCUCAACUUUACCGCAGACAGCAGCUCUUCCGCAUGCAACAGGCGCAGCAGCAACAGGGAGGCAUGCCUCAGCAUCACGCUCAUUUCCCCCAGCAGCAGCAGCAGCAGUCGGCAAGCUACUCCCAGCUCAGGAUGCAGCAGCAGAUGGCUAUGCAAGGAGGCAUCGGGCCGAUGGGCCAGCUCCCACCCGCGUCGCAAUUGGGCCAAGCUGGCAUGGGCAUGGACGGAGCCCAGACCCUUCUACAGCAGCGAAUGCUCCAGCAGCAACAGCAGCAAAUGUUGAAGCAGCAGAUGGGCUCGUCGGCGCAGGCCGUGAGCCCCCAGCCGCACAUGCUCCAAGGCCAGACGCAGGCACCGGUCGCUCACCUCCCCAGUGGCCAAGCCAUGGGCAACUCCUUGGGCAACCAGGUGCGCUCACCGGCCCCAGUCCAGUCGCCUCGGCCGCCGUCGCAGCAGCCCCCGCAUUCCAGUCCCUCCCCGCGGAUACAGCCCUCGCCCCAGCAUGGUGCCCUUCUCUCCAGCUCCCCUCAUCCCAUCAUCGGGGGCCCCAUGUCAGGCCCCUUAGAGCAGGGACACAUGGGGACGCCAGAGCAGAGCGCCAUGCUGCCGCAGCUUAACACACCCAACCGAGGGGGUUUGAGUACUGACAUGGGCAUGGUUGGGGACACGACGGGAGACACGCUGGAGAAAUUUGUCGAAGGAUUGUAGCAGAAAGUGAGAAAACUCAAGUCACAAUGUUUGUGAACUUUCUGCGAAACAAGGGACUACUUUUUAUUCCAACGUGUGACUUCCCCGUCACUGCUUCAAAGAAGACACAAAGGAUAUAUUUUUGGUUCAGACCAGCCAUGCAAGAAUUGAUGCUCUGGUCUUUGUGUUGUUGAAAUACGUUUUUCAUUUGUUUAUGCUCUGGUAUUGACUUUUUUAACAGAACCUCUCAAAACAAAAAAUAUCUCCUUUUAUUUUUCAUUUUGUAUCUUUGCAAAUAAUUAUUGUAUUUGUGUUGAGCAAGACUGUAAAGUUAAACUGGGAAAUUUUGGGGGGUUGCCAGGUUUCACUUUUUGCUCAGUUUCUCUUGUCCUAGGCUAAUUUAUUCCAAUAUGCCAUUUUUCAAAAAGGACUGCCUUUGGGAAAGCCUUAAUUUUCCUUCCUGCUUGCAGACUCUAUGGAGGAUUACCGUGUUUGUACAGAUUUAGGAACUAUUGCACACUGACAAACACAACAGGCAGGUGUUCAAAAGCCAGAAUGUUCGUUUAUUUACUGGCCGUGGCUCAGUAUUUGUCUUGCAUAUGUACAAAUAAUCACUUGGUCUCUCUUUCAAUCCCAAUGUAUUCUCUUCACAUCUUGUUCUUCUUUUGGCUGUGGUCAGAAAUGAACAUGUUGAAACUGCUGAUUUGUGUUCAGAGUUAUGUGUAUCAUUUUCUAUCUUACAUUAAACUUGAAUCCACAAUGACCUGUCCUCUAAUGUAAAUCACACAGCUCAACAGCACUGUAAAUAUACAGAAAAUAAGAAAAAAAUCACUGUAAAAACUGGUUCAAGAUGGCUCAUUUCCUACUUAUAUACCAUAUUGUUUAAUAAACCUGUGUGCCACAGA